AUGGCUAGGACUCAGUCGCUCCCCGCGCACCAGCCCGACCCCACCCAGAUCAGCCUUACGCGCUUACUCGAUCGUCUGCAAACCGCCCUCCUCUCGCCCGAUGCCGACCCGAAGCUGCGAACCUCCAGCUUCGAGCGCACCAAAGUCGGCGCUAACCUUGAAUAUGCCCGCUCGCUGCUGCUGCGCCUCGAGCACGACACGGCCGGCGUGAAGAUCCAGUCGCGCAAGCAAGCCCAGCAGGCCGACCUGCACGCGAAGCGGGACCUCAUCAGACAGCUGAACCAGCGCCUGCACGAUCUCAACCAGCUCGAUGACGACGCCGCCGACGAUGAUAUCAGCUCCUCCUCCUACGACGAUGACGACGACGAGGAGGACGCGCCCCCUCCCAGCUACGCGCCCGCGCACCGCAACACCGCCGCCGGGCUGAACGUCGAGCACAACCCGGGCAACCAGGCGCUGCAGGACGCCGCCGAGAACAUCCUGCGCUCCCGCCGCCCGGGGCAAGCCGAUCCUCCCUCCUCACGCAGCAAGCAGGACGCGGCCGCCGCCACCGCCACGGGCUCGUCGCUCUUCUCGGGCUCCAAAAACGCCGGUGCCGAUCCCACGCUCCAACGGUCGGAGAAGCUGAUGUCGCACAACCGCUCGGAGCAGGAGACGCUGACGGGCUCGCUGCUGGACAUGGCGCAGCUGCUGAAGCAGCAGACGAUGCAGUUUGGCAGCUCGCUGGAGGCGGAGAAGGACAUUCUGGACCGCGCGGGCAAGGGCCUCGACACGAGCGCGCAGGGCAUGGAGGCUGCGGGGCAGAGGAUGGGCACUUUGAGGCGGAUGACGGAGGGGAAGGGUUGGUGGGCAAGGAUCAGGCUGUACGGCAUUAUCGGCGCUUUGUGGAUGGCCUGCAUUCUGAUCAUGUUUGUCAUGCCGAAGCUGAGGUUCUGA
Molecule: messenger RNA, 936 nt
Organism: Diplodia corticola
Lineage: Eukaryota; Fungi; Ascomycota; Dothideomycetes; Botryosphaeriales; Botryosphaeriaceae
Product: synaptobrevin protein
Exons: 2
Coding region: 1-936 (311 amino acids)
Biological process (GO): retrograde vesicle-mediated transport, Golgi to endoplasmic reticulum
Cellular component (GO): endoplasmic reticulum; SNARE complex
Molecular function (GO): SNAP receptor activity
Source: RefSeq, a predicted model, not a curated record